Molecule: messenger RNA, 4193 nt
Organism: Gasterosteus aculeatus aculeatus (three-spined stickleback)
Lineage: Eukaryota; Metazoa; Chordata; Actinopteri; Perciformes; Gasterosteidae
Source: RefSeq, a predicted model, not a curated record
UAAUUCACUCCUUAAAUGCGUCUGCGUCCGCCGACUGUCGCUGUUGUUUUAUUCCAGUUCGAGGACAGCGAGGACGACUUCGACAGGUUCGACACCGACGACGAGCUGUCGUACCGGCGGGACUCGGUCUACAGCUGCGUCACGCUCCCCUACUUCCACAGCUUCCUCUUCAUCAAAGGCGGCCUGAUCAACACGUGGAAGCGGCGCUGGUGCGUCCUGAAGGACGAGACCUUCCUGUGGUUCCGGGCCAAGCAGGAGGCCCUGAAGCAGGGCUGGCUGCACAAGAAGGGGGGGGGCUCGUCCACGCUGUCGCGCCGCAACUGGAAGCGCCGCUGGUUCGUCCUGCGGCAGAGCAAGCUCACGUACUUCGAGAACGACGGCGAGGAGAAGAUGAAGGGGGUGCUGGACAUGCACGACGCCAAAGAAAUCAUCGACAACACGGGUAAAGAGAACGGAAUCAACAUCGUGAUGCCGGAGAGGACGUACCAGCUGAUCGCAGAGUCCGCCGAGGACGCCAGCCAGUGGUUCAGCGUGCUGAGUCAAGUCCACGGCUCCACGGAGCAGGAGAUCCGAGAGAUGCACCACGAGCAGGCCAACCCGCAGAACGCCGUGGGAACGCUGGAUGUGGGGAUGAUCGAUUCGGUUUGUGCAGCAGACAAUCCAGAGCGGCCCAACUCCUUCGUCAUGAUCACGGCAAACCGCGUGCUGCACUGCAACGCCGACACGCCCGAGGAGAUGCACCACUGGAUCACCCUGCUGCAGCGCUCCAAAGGAGACACGCGCGUGGACGGCCAGGAGUUCAUCAUCCGAGGCUGGUUGCACAAAGAGAUGAGGAACAGCUCGAAGGCCGCGCUGAAGCUGAAGAAGCGCUGGUUCCUGCUCACGCACAACUCCCUGGACUACUACAAGAGCUCGGAGCGCGGCUCGCUGAAGCUGGGGGCGCUGGUGCUCAACAGCCUCUGCUCGGUGGCGCCGCCCGACGAGCGGGUCUUCAAGGACACCGGCUACUGGAGCGUGAUCGUCUACGGCCGCAAGCACUCGUACCGCCUCUGCUGCAAGCUGCUGAACGAGGCCACGCGCUGGGCCACCUCCAUCCAGAACGUCAUCGACACCAAGGCGCCCGUGGACACGCCCACCCAGCAGCUGGUCCGCGACAUCAAGGAGAACUGUUUGAACUCGGAGGUGGUGGAGCAGAUCUACAAGAGGAACCCCAUCCUUCGCCACAGCCACCACCCGCUGCACUCGCCGCUGCUGCCGCUGCCCUACGGAGACAUCCACCUGAGCACGCUGAGGAACAGCAGCUCCACCACGCUGCAGGAGGAAGGCCUCAAGGUGUUCAGCUCCCUGCAGCACCUGGAGGGCGUGGCCGACCCGGUUCCCGUCAUCCAGGGCAUCCUGCAGACCGGCCAGGAGCUCAAGCCGCUGCGGGACGAGCUCUACUGCCAGCUGAUCAAGCAGACGGUGCGGCCGCCGCAGCCCGGCAGCCCCGGGAACCUCUGCAGCUGGAAGAUCCUGGUCUGCAUGUCCUGCACCUUCCUCCCGUCCAGGAGCAUCCUCAGAUACCUCAAGUUCCACCUGAAGAGGACCCGGGAGCUGCUGCCCGGCACGGAGAUGGACCGCUACGCCGCCUUCGCCUUGGACUCCCUGAAGAAGACCCGAGCCAGGGAGAACGUCCCGUCGCAGGAGGAGAUCCGCUCCAUCGUGUCCCGGCAGGACAUGAGCACCACGGUUCACUGCCACGGAGGAGGCUCCUGCAAGAUCACCAUUGACUCCCACACAACAGCUGGAGAGGUGGUGGAGAAGCUGAUCCGAGGUCUGGCCAUGGAGGACAGCAGGAACAUGUUCGCUCUGUUCGAACACAACGCCACCACAGAGAAGGCCAUCGAGAGCCGCUCGGUGGUCGCCGACGUGCUCGCCAAGUUUGAAAAACUGUCAGCCAGCCCCGACGAACGCAACACGGGAUGGAAGUUCUACUUCAAACUCUACUGCUUCUUGGACACGGAAAACGUCCCCAAAGACAGCGUGGAGUUUGCCUUCAUGUUUGAGCAGGCCCACGAAGCCGUCAUCGGCGGUCAGUAUCCGGGCCCCGAGGAGACCCUCCAGUUCCUGGCCGCCCUGAGGCUGCAGUACCUGCAGGGCGACCACGGCUCGCCGGCCGGCGUCCCCGACAUGUCCCUGGUGUUCCCCAUGGCGCGGUUGCGGGCCCGGGUGCAGAACUCGGCCAAGACGUUCGCCCCCGGCUCCGGCUCGGGGGCCGAGCGGCCGGGCGCCUCGGAGAGGAAGCGCUCCAGCUUCCUGGAGGGGACGCUGAGGCGGAGCUUCAGGAGCGGCUCGCUGAGUCGGCAGAAGCUGGAGGAGGAGAACAGCCUGGAGGCGUGGAUGAGGGAGGAGGCGGCGGCGGUGAAGACCAGCUUGACGGACAAGUGGAGGAAGCUGCAGGGGAUGAACCAGGAGCAGGCCAUGGUGAAGUACAUGAGCGUGGUGAAGGAGUGGCAGGGGUACGGCUCCACGCUGUUCAACGUGGAGAGUCGGGACGGAGCCUUCCCUCUCGAGCUGUGGCUGGGCGUCAGCCGGGAGGCCAUAUCGGUGUACAAGCGAGGGGAGGCGUGGCCUCUGGAGGUUUUCCCGUACGAGCAGAUUCUCUCCUUCGGGGCGCCGCUGGCAAACACCUACAAGAUCGCUGUUGAGGGCCGAGAGCUGGUGUUCGAAACGCAAAUGGUCAUGGACAUCGCCAAGCUGAUGAAGGCCUACAUCAGCAUGAUCGUCAAGAAGCGCUACAGCAACUGUCACUCCGUCAGCAGCCACGGCAGCCAGUGCAGCGCCUGGUGAACGCCGCCCUUUGACCUCCGUGGCGCCCUGCGGGGGGGGGGGGCGCGUGGGACUGAGACGCAGCACAGAGCUCCUCGCGACAAUCGGCUCCAAAUGCGCGUUUUCACUUCAAAACAUCGGACGUCAGCGAGGGCUCCGACCGUAAAAUCUACUUCAUACCAACUUGAGAUGUUGCCAUGGCGAUGAGAAGAUGCAGAAGGUCCAGGCUUUGAUGUUCUUUGGUUGCCACGUUUUUCAAAACGUCAUUUUGUAUAUUAAUUUUCAUCAUGAAGGCUUCGAUAUUACAUUUUCAAUAAGAGGAUGACACUUAUAGAAUUAUCAGUCAUCCAGCCAGAGGACAAAUCAUUAAGUAAGUUUCCAAUAUGAAAAUACGUCGACGAGGACAUAAAGGAAGGAAAUCCUUGAAUCAGUCAUUUGAGGACAAAAAAAUUCAGUCUCAAGUUUCUUCGGGCUGAAACAGCAGCUGAAGGUUGAAGCCGACGUCAUCUCCUCAUUUCAGUUCCCUCGUGCAGAAGCCUCUUGUUUUGGAAGGAAAGCGUUACUUCCUGGUGCUGAUGUCACGGCAGGUGAAGCCCCGCCCCCUCUGCUGUGGAACGCUCUGGGACCCGACUUCUUCUGCAGAUGAUCUGCUCUCUGUAAAUAAUAUGUACGAGCAGCGCACGUUGCUGGUUGGUUCCGCUCGUGUGAAACAAGCUGGACUUUAUCUUUUCUCUGAAUUUAAAACCUCUCUGGCGGCAUCAUAUGUCCUCUAACAGUUUUAAUCUCUCUUGUUAGACAAUCAUUGGCAAAAAGAAAUUCUAUUGAAAAUGUCAAUUUCUGAGUCUUUUCCCCAAAGAUGUAUAAUAUCAAACUACAUUUAUCGGUCCUCCGUCACUAAAUAAUGAUGCUCCUCUUUUCUUUGGCACGUGACCGAUAUUCUACGCAAGCACUUAAGAACCCACCAAAGCCCCAAACCUCGGUUUUCCGAUGAAGUUCUUGUGCGUCGAGGCUUCACAGCGUCACGCAGCGGUUGAACAUCUGGAGGACCUUCAUCGUAUUUCAUGCAGCGUGACGUUUCUCUGGAGCUCCGCGGGCGGCAGAUCCUCCAAAGACGCAGGCUUCUUCCACGGUGCCUUCCUGUAUAUUCUGUACUCCAUGUUAUUUUCUCUUUUUUGCUAUAAUGUGCAAUGUUUUAUAUAUAUAUAUAUAUAUUAUAAUCACACGGCUGUACAUUUCAUACUGCGAGUCUUUGCCUUCGUUAUUUCUCCUGAAUGAGGACGAUUUGAUUUCUCUGUGCAGCCGUCCGACUGACGGAAUCAUGUUGGUUUUUUUAUGUGUAUUGAACGGAUGAUUCUAUAAAUAAAUGAUUACGUAUCUGCUCUGAA